Messenger RNA from Cooperia oncophora, 366 nucleotides. The record is from the annotation of a GenBank genome assembly. Lineage: Eukaryota; Metazoa; Nematoda; Chromadorea; Rhabditida; Trichostrongylidae.
AUGCUGUGGAGCGGUGAAAAGGACAAUGCUGUACAGAGGAAGGAAAUAGUCGCUAAGAAAAAGCAACUGAAAAGGCUUUACGACGCUUGCCACGUCGAAUUAAAGAAGAAAAAGCUCAGCAAGAAACAUAACAAAGACAAUAAAGACAAUAAGGAGAAGGAAAAAGAGAAAGAUGAUGAGACGAAACCCGUCCGAUUGUUGAAGAAGAGAAGUCGACUCAACGAGAAAAUCGAAGAGUCAAAUGAACGGAAGCGUACGGCUCCCAUUCAAACGAAGGUUUUACAAGAGGUUCAGAUGCGAGACUCUGGCAGAAAGAAAGCCGAAGAAGCAAAUCGCUCACAGCAGCUUUCAUCCACUGAGAUCUGA